AUGUUUAGGACGGCUCUCCUCGGCCUUGCCGGUGCCGCAGCUGUCCGAGCAACAUCCCGGUUCGACACACCACCCGGGACACUUGCCGGUAUACCAUCAACAACCACCAUCACCAUCAUACCAGAACCAACUACCACGACCGUCCGAACGGGUCAGCCGGGUACCACAGGCCCAGACAAUGCACCAGCAACAACUACCAUCACCAUUGUGCCCGAACCAACCACCACGACCGUCAGAACAGGUCGGCCCAGUGACGUUCCAAGCACAACCACCAUUACCAUUAUACCAGAACCAACCACCACUACCGCCAGUGACGUGCCAAGCACAACCACGGCUUCGAGUGACAGCUCUUCCACACACUCGACCACAACUGACUCGAGUAACAGCUCCCACCAAGACAAGCCAGAGCACAAGCCAAACUUCGUCUUCCCCUACGGAGCAACCCAGCUCAUCAUGGACGACAAGCUCGAGCACAAGUCAGAGCACGAGCCAUUCCUCCUCUGUCUCGGUUUCCUCCUCGACUGUGACCAAGAGCCCUACGUCUUCUUCACAGACGUCAUCUUCCUCUAUGACCAAGAGCCCUACAUCUUCUUCGCACCCUUCUUCUACAGGAUCAUCCAGUUCUGUCUCUACCGGGACGAAACGCCCUUCUUCUUCACAGUCAACGUCCACUCCGUCAUCUACCAGGAGACAGGGACCACUACCAAGAAGCCAGAUGAGUCUACAACCAAGGAGACAGGGACCACUACCAAGAAGCCAGAUGAGUCUACAACCAAGGAGACAGGGACCACUACCAAGAAGCCAGACGAGUCUACAACCAAGGAGACAGGGACCACCACCAAGAAGCCAGGAAGUACCACAAAGUCAGGCAGUACCACCACGGAGAAGACUGGGAGCACCACAACAACCAAGUCAGGCAGUACCACCACUGAGAAGACUGGGAGCACCACAACAACCAAGUCAGGCAGUACCACCACUGAGAAGACUGGGAGCACCACAACAACCAAGUCAGGAAGUACCACCACAGAGAAGACUGGGAGCACAACAACAAAGUCAGGAACCACCACCGAGAAGACAGGAACUACCACAAAGUCAGGCAGUACCACAACAGAGACAGGAAGUACCACAAAGUCAGGCAGUACCACCACGGAGAAGACUAGGAGUACUACUACGAAGAAGCCAGGACAUACCACAACCAAGGAGACAGGGCAUACUUCUACUAAGCAAACCACCCCAGGCGUAGUACAAGAUGUCAUAAAAAGUCUUGACAAAUCGAAAAGGCAUUCAAGAAACUUGGCCAUUGGACUCGGGAUUGGAUUGGGUCUUGGUAUCCCUGGUGCUGCAGUCCUCGGCUGGUUUGCAAAAACAUGGUCGUUGAGUAUGGGAACUCCCUUGGUCGCCGACGCCUUGGGCAGAUCCUUGCCGCAAGCGAAUCUGGGCUCAAUUCCGGACUGGACAGGGUCCAACCUGGCGAGCCCUGUCGGCGAUCUGGGCAGCACUUCCCCUCUCUCCAGUGGUAAUUUCGGCAACCUGCCCUUAAGCUCCAGUGGUUCGAGUAGCUGGGAGACCAUCUAUUCAGGAGACGAUAUCUCAAACUGGCUGGACAAUAUCGGAAACGGUGGUUUCGAUAGUCCGUUGGAAUUCCCUGAUGGUCCCGGCUUCCCUGACCCCCCACACUUUCCUCAAUCACCGGCGCCGGGGGGCCAUCCCGGUCCUCUCUUACCGAAUCCCGAAGCCCCGGUGCCCCCAAGCCCACCAUCGCUGCCUGGACUUCCUGACGAGUAUCAAUGGCCCAAUUACCCAGCAGAGCCCCAAUCUGAUCCUGGACAGCCGUACGAUGAAGAUAUGUUUAGUGAUGCGUCGGACUGGGUACCUCAUUCUGACCGGGGGCCUCACAUUCCUGAUGAGUGGAGUGACCCGUCUGCACCUGAUCCCCCUGGGAACGACCCUGGAUCUAAUCCACCAAGUGGUAACGAACCCUCGACCCCUGGGAACGACCCCUCGACCCCUGGGAACGAUCCUAUAUCUGAACCACCAAGUAAUGGCGACCCCUCUAUCCCUGGAAAAUACCCCGAAUCUGAUCUACCAAGUGAUGACGGCCCCUCGACCCCUGGGAACGAUCCUGAAUCUGAACCACCAGGUCCUUACGACCCCUCGAUUCCUGGAAAAUACCCUGAGUCUGGUCCACCAAGUGGUAAUGAACCCUCGACCCCUGGGAACGACCCUGGAUCUAAACCACCAAGUGAUGACGGCCCCUCGACCCCUGGGAACGACCCUGAAUCUGAACCACCAAGUCCUUACGACCCCUCGAUUCCUGGAAAAUACCCUGAGUCUGGUCCACCAAGUGAUAAUGAACCCUCGACCCCUGGGAGCGACCCUGAAUCUGAACUACCAAGUGAUGACGACCCCUCGAUCCCUGAUCCAGAGCCACCCAGGCCUCCUGAGAACAAUAGACCAGAUGAUGGGUCUGACUCUGAGCCUUGGUCCGAAUCUGAUUCAUCAAACUGGAACUCUGAUGAUGGGCCUGUUAUGGUGAUAGAUCCGGGUACUGGGAACAGCCACAUGGUAGACUUUAUUCCGCCGCAAAAUCACCUUCCCUCUCAACCUCCCUCUAGUUGGCUGCCUCCACUGCCGCAAUUUGGAUCUGAGCCAAGUUGGCCAGAUUUUGGAGGGGAGGUGCAGUUGGGCGCCGGAGGCGAGAGCCUGGGAAGCGAAUCAGAAUCGCUGGACAGUUUUAUUGACAGAAUGGAAGACCGGGGCUACAGUGAGACGCAAACUCUCAGGCUCCUCAAAAAGUUCAAAGACGACGUGUCAGCGGUAGAGGCUUACGUGGCAGAAAAAGAAGCUGCCAAGUCACGACCAGGAGCCUCUUCACGGGCACGACGCUCCGUACAAGCUGAGGGUGCUGGGGGCGCUUCAGUAAGCACUGUUCACGCCUCCACCAUCAUCAACCAGGCUUUUGAUAUGGCAUGGACCGGGCUUUAUGGUACUGCUCCCAAUACGCCCGGUGCAGCGCCUGGUUUGAACCUGGAUGUCAGCACAUCGCCACUUGUCCAGAAGGCUGCGCACUUGGCGGCAGAGUCAAAGCCCUGGCCAGAGAUACUCAGGGGAUUCAAGCUGGCUGGCGUUCCUGCUCGAGCGGCAGGGAAUACUUGGACCAUCGUGGAGAGAUCCAUGCAGUUGCCCCCUGGUGCACCGCAGAGUCGAUUUGAAGCCGCCCUCGACACUCUCUGCGGUAUCAUCACUCCUCAAAACUUGGCCAUUGCAGAAGCUGGUAUCGUCACAGCCCGAGAGAAAAACUCCGAGGAUGUCUGGAAUGCUCUACGACAUGCGCGGUUUCCUGAAAGCCACCUCAACAGGACGAUAGAGAUCGCUAACCAAGCCGUCAGCUCGGCCAUUGAGCGGGGACAAGACCCCAUCGUUGAUGCAAUCGAAGCGAUAAGAAGCGCGUUCGUUGUGGCUGUGGGUGAGACUAGCUCUGGUGGCCUUCGCGAGCCAAAUUUGGACAUGAAGCAAGACCUCUACGAGUUUCUCAAACGCUCACACAACUUCUGGGCCCGGUACAUGAAUGCUGUGUACGGCACCUUGAAGCAGCUCGAAGCCAAGCCACACAACAAGACCCUCGACGAUAUCCUCAAGGCCGGACCACCACCGAGGGUCCCGGAUUAUAGGGGUAUCUCCUAUCCCUACCGACGUGGACGGGUCGCCGGCACUGGACAGAACCCAGUACCUGUCCUGCCCGGCCAGCCUUAUGGAGAUUUUAUGCACAUGAAUUCGACAAUGCCAUGGUUCUGUAGGGGCCUGCCCAUUGAGGCGAUAGAUGAAUCCGCACGACAGUUGACCCUUGUCGUGGGUGGCCUGAUUCAGUUGAACGGCGAUCAAGACCAGAGAAACGUCUACCUUUACACCCUCAAGGCGAAUCAAUCGAUGACCCGCGUACUGACAGAAGAGGUCCCAAAGGCUAUCUGCAGACUGCACAUGAAUCCAGGCACCCUGAGGGACUAUGAACUCUGGAAGGACCAGAAGGCGAUGGGAUUCGAUGCAACAUAUCAUGCACUGCUGAGAAUGUGGAGCACAGUGCUGAAGAGCACCGCGGCUCCAACAAAGGUUGAGACGUAUUGUGCGACGCUCUCACCAAAACAAUAUUCCGAGGCACAGAGUAUGUCUCAAAAGUAUCUCUUGGACACUGUGCACAAAUGGGGCCCCCCCCAGACCCCGCGAGACGCGAUCCAGGCAGCUGCGAUAUACAACAAACCCAUGUUCCAAUGGUUGCGCACAUGGGCAGUCCCGGUUUUGACGUGCAAGUUGAACAUGGAACUCAAGCGGUCCACCCUCGGCAAGGACGUAAGGUCCAAGUAUGAGGACGCCUGGAGCCAGAUGAGGGGGCUAUCGUGGCUUCUUGAGAACAUCAACGCGGAUCGCCGACCCUGCGAAGGCCUGGAGAUGGCAGAGCCUGAGAAAGUGGGGCAUUACUGUGCGCUCGAUCUACCCUAAGGCUCUUUCUUGUAGCUGAGGGAGCCAUCAUCUAGAACCCUG
Diaporthe batatas is the source of this 4536-nucleotide messenger RNA. RefSeq lists its product as uncharacterized. The transcript is spliced from 9 exons. The record is from RefSeq and is a predicted model, not a curated record. The coding region runs from base 1 to 4494 and encodes 1497 amino acids. NCBI's taxonomy places the organism in Eukaryota, Fungi, Ascomycota, Sordariomycetes, Diaporthales, Diaporthaceae.